AUGAUACAAGCUCUGUGCGCGCUCGCCAUCGGCGGCAACCUCGUCAGCAUCGUCGUCGUAAGCCACCACGGGUUCCAGGAGACGACCAACAUCGUCGUGACGUCGCUUGCCGUUUGCGACCUGGCGUACUCUCUGACGAACUGCCUCUACGCGAUGCGAUCCGUCCUCGGCAGAUUCGACACGCCUCUGUCCAGCACGUUCUCCAGCUACUACGUCGUCUACGUGUUCCCCUGGAACCAGUGGUCCCUGGCAUGUAGCGUGGGACACGUGACCAUCAUAGCCCUGGAGCGAAUGCUGGCGGUGUGCUUCCCUUUCCGCGUGUCCACGAUCGUCACCGCACGCCGCAUGACGGCAGCUGUCAUCUCCGUCUACAUCUGCAAUCUGCUGAUGUCGAUACCGCUACAUUUGAUAUUCGAUUUCGAAUGGGUGGCGAGUGGCCAAAACGCAUCUUACGCCGCUCUGUCCGAGAAUCAGUUCUACAGCGACAAUUCGGAGCUGAUGAACUUUUUUCUGAGCGUUGUGUUCAGCAACUUGGCGCUGACGCUGCCCUUAGUCGUCGUGUUCGUGUGCACUUCAACGACAAUCGUCAAAAUAACCGUCAACAGGAGACACAUACAAAUGUCGUUGACGGCGGCCUCGUGCAGGAGGAGAGACCAGAAGGCUGUGAAAAGCCUGCUGACGGUCUGCGUGGUGUUUCUGGUGGUCGUGGCGCCGUCGAGCGUGUACAACGUGUACGCCGCCGUCGGCCCUGACAGCUCGGUGCUGUCCGGUGAAUUCAAGAUACUGGUCGCGCUCGUCCAGGGACUGUUGUAUCAGACGAGUGCAACGGUCAACUUCUUCAUCUACCUCAGAACCAGUUCGAAAUUUGCAGGCACUUACAAGGCUUUGUUUUGCUUUGGGUACAAUUUAUAA
Messenger RNA from Lymnaea stagnalis (great pond snail), 912 nucleotides. NCBI's taxonomy places the organism in Eukaryota, Metazoa, Mollusca, Gastropoda, Lymnaeidae. The record is from the annotation of a GenBank genome assembly.